This is a messenger RNA of Solanum dulcamara, 962 nucleotides long. Its product is annotated as putative germin-like protein 2-1. Gene Ontology annotation, molecular function: manganese ion binding. The record is from RefSeq and is a predicted model, not a curated record. Bases 85 to 771 code for a protein of 228 amino acids. Lineage: Eukaryota; Viridiplantae; Streptophyta; Magnoliopsida; Solanales; Solanaceae. The transcript has 2 exons. Gene Ontology annotation, cellular component: cell wall.
UCUAUUCAUAUUUCACACAGAUAAAACAGAGAUCAUCAAUUAAAUUGUCUCAACAUAUAUACACAAAGUUUUAACUAAUUAGUGAUGGCUCUCAAGUACUUUGUAUUAACCAUUGCCAUAUUGGCUGUGGUGACUUCAAUAAGCCAUGCAUCUGAUCCUAGUCCUUUACAAGAUUUUUGUGUUGCUGUUAAUGACUCCAUGGCUGCUGUUUUCGUGAAUGGAAAAGUAUGCAAAGAUCCAAAGGUUGUCACUGCUGAUGACUUCUUCAAAUCGGGAUUAAACGUAGCUGGAAAUACUUCAAAUCAAGUUGGAUCUGCUGUAACAGCUGUGAACGUCAACAACUUACCAGGGCUCAACACUCUGGGCAUUUCGUUAGUUCGUAUUGACUAUGCACCAUACGGUCUCAACCCACCACAUACGCACCCUAGAGGAACUGAGGUUCUUACGGUCCUUGAGGGCACACUCUAUGUUGGAUUUGUCCUAUCAAAUCCGGGUCCAAAUAUGAAGAACAAACUCUUUACCAAGAUUCUACAUCCUGGAGAUGUGUUUGUUUUUCCAAUAGGACUCAUUCACUUUCAAUUUAACGUGGGAAAGACUAAGGCCGUUGCAUUCGCCGGACUUAGUAGCCAAAAUCCAGGAGUCAUCACUAUUGCAAAUGCAGUAUUUGGCUCUGACCCACCAAUCAAUGAUGAUGUUCUUGCAAAAGCAUUCCAAGUUGACAAGAAAAUUGUGGAUUAUCUCCAAUCACAAUUUUGGUGGGACAACAACUAGAUUAGUAUAAGCCAAAUAAUAACUAUGGGUGCUAUUAUUUGUGCUUAUGUUUGGAAUUUAAAAAAUCAUAAAUAAAUCUCAUGAUCUAGCCUUGUGGACUGGUUUCAUUGAUCUUUGUAUUGGAUGUACUAAAUGAGGAUUUCUCAUGGUUUGUUUUAGUAAAAGAUAUAUUUAUCGCAGUGUUACAUUAA